UCUCGAUUAGAGAGAACGGAGGGAACGACGGCGGUCGCCGUCCGCUUCAGGCGCAGGAAAGACGGAGCGCCGCCGGUGGGCCUGGCGAGGAAAGUCGAGGGGAGGAGGAACACUUGAGUCUCCGAGGAUACCAACUACCGGGUGAGCCAUGUUUUGGAAGUUUGAUCUGCACACGAGUUCGCACGUGGACACGCUGCUGGAGAGAGAAAAUGUCACCCUCUUCGAACUGCUCGAUGAAGAGGACGUGCUGCAGGAGUGCAAAGUGGUCAACCGAAAACUAAUAGAUUAUUUGGUGCAGCCUCAACACAUGGAAGAAUUGGUCAACUGCAUCACACAGGAACCUUCUAGUGACACAGAUGAGAAGAUUCGCUAUAAGUAUCCAAGUGUUUCUUGCGAGAUUCUGACCGCAGACGUAUCCCAAAUAAACGAUGCAUUAGGAGAGGAUGAGUCUCUACUUAAGCGUCUUUAUGGCUUCUUACAAACCAACGAGGACUUGAAUCCUUUAUUGGGUAGCUUCUUCAGCAAAGUAAUGGGCAUUCUAAUUAACCGCAAAACAGAACAGAUUAUCGCCUUUCUUCGAAAGAAGGAUGACUUUGUGAGCUUGUUAUUACAGCACAUUGGUACCUCUGCCAUCAUGGAUCUCUUGCUGCGCCUGCUGACGUGUGUGGAACAGCCUCAGCUUCGACAGGAUGUUUUUAAUUGGCUAAAUGAAGAGAAAAUUGUGCAAAGAUUAAUUGAAAUGAUCCAUCCUUCUAAAGAUGACAAUCAACAUUCCAAUGCUUCACAGUCUUUAUGUGACAUUAUUCGGCUGAGUCGGGAGCAGAUGAUCCAGAUCCAAGAUAGUCCUGAUCCAGAUCAGCUAUUGGCAACACUGGAAGAGCAAGAAACUAUUGAGCAGCUCCUGAGCAACAUGUUUGAAGGGGAACAUAAUGAAUCUGUGAUUGUCAAUGGAACUCAAGUGCUUUUAACUCUGCUGGAGCCACGCAGACCAAGGUCUGAACUAGGAGGAAUGAGCGGUUUCUACUGCAAUCUAGAUGGCCAGUUAGAGAUAAAUGCUGCUGGGUUAGAUUCUACUUCCAACACCCAGGCUAGCUUGGGCACCCUGCUUGCCAUAAAGGAGCACCUACACCAGUUCCACCAGCUCCUCAUAGACCCACCUAAGAAACAAAGCCUACAAGCCACAUGGGGCGUCCUUGAUCCACCCCUGGGUAAUACUCGACUUCAUGUGGUGAAAUUGUUGGCUAGCAUAAUCAAUGCAAACAAUAACGUGUUAAAUCAAGAGCUGAUUGAGCUGGACACUCUGAACACCAUGCUGGACCUUUAUUUCCAAUACAUGUACAAUAAUUUCCUGCAUGCACAAGUAGAGGUUUGCAUCACCACCAUUUUAAAUUCAUCUCCUUUGGAAGAAACCAUUGAAGAUGAGGCGCAAGGCAGCCCUCUUGUCAGAUACCUGCUGCAAAAAUGUCACCUCGUCCAGAGAAUUUUGUCCGCAUGGGAAGAAAACGACAAGGAACAAUCAGAAGGAGGGCGACGCAGAGGGUUUAUGGGCCAUCUGACUAAAAUCGCAAAUUCAGUUGUACAGAGUUCUGAAAAAGGACCAAAUGUGUCUCUAGUUGGGCAGCUGAUAAAAGAUCUUACUGAUGAAGAACAGGAACAUUGGGAUGGUUUUGUAACUGGAUCCCUUACAGAAACAAAUAAGAAGAAUACCAUUGACCUUAUUAACAUGCGAAACAUGCACUCCUCAAGUGAUGACGAAGACAGUGACCUGAAAGAAUUCAGCUUUCCCCAGGAGGCAGUGCUUCAGCAGGCUUUUGUGGAUUAUCAAAUGCAGCAGAUGACAUCUGCCUUUAUCGACCACUUUGGAUUCAAUGAUGAAGAGUUUGGAGAGCAAGAAGAGAAUGUCAAUGAGUCCGAAGCGCAACAGAAACUAGAGGACGGGGAAAAAGGAAAUGCUUUGUGCCGUGGGUUUUCCCUGGUCGAUGAUCUAGCUAAAGCCCUCCUGUGCCUGCAGAAAAAAGAACUGAGGCUGAGUUUGCAUCAUGCCACCCUAGUGCAAUACAUUAAAGCUAAGCGGAUCCCAAGAGGACUGCGCUCUGGACUUUCCCCUAAACUGUGUGCUGAUGAUCCUAUACUGUUACAAGGCUGGGAAGAAAUCAGCAAUCUGUAUAGCCUAGAGCUGAUGACUCUUACUAUUGAGCGCCUGCAAGCCAAACUGCUUAGCGUGAAGGAGAAUAUCAUGAAGCUUAAAAAAGACCUUGACACACAAUGCAACAAAGUGGAUUUUGGCCUUAUACUUACCGAGCACAAUGAAAUCUUGAAUAAACUUCGCCAGAGUAUCAUAUCUCGGAAGCUGCAGAAGUUUGAACGCGAUACAAGAGACUAUCACUUAAACCGCGUUUACAUGUGGAAAGAGGAGCAGAUACGACAGCACUCAGAGAACCUACCUGGAACGGUGGGACCUCACAGCCAGUCUAGUCGUCUCCGUUCGUCGUCCUUUCAAGCCAGCAGUGAGACAGACUCACUAAAUAGAUCCAAGCCUGCAUUUUUCUCGGAUGAAUGGCUUUGGUGCCGUAGAGCCAAGGCAGCAGAUAUGUUUUCAGUACAUCCCUCAAGCUAAGAUUUAGGAGAAAACCCCAAAAAGGAAUUUGUUACAUAGGAGGUAAUUCAUUGUGAUUUGUGUCUUUCCCCAUGAACUUACUUAAGCAGAGUGAGCUGCAAUUGGUUCCAUAUCCAAAUAGAAUAAGGUAGUGUUGACCAACGUAUCAACUUUUAAACAGACUGCCUUCAAUCGCAAACCCCCAUUGAUUACUUUGGGCUUCCUCCAUAGACUGGGGUGUAAUCCAAAACCAAAUUGGAAUGCCUGUGAGUUUAUCUUCCCGCUGAGAGGCCCCAUGUCAGUGGUCAGUAAUGCCAAAACAUGUCUUCAGGUAGUGGUAGUAGCCAGUGCCCAGAUCCCUGUGGUGCUUUUGAUCACUGUCAUUGGCCGAGACCUGCAGCUGGUCAUGGUCAAAUCACAGAUCUGUAGAAAAGAGAUGUUCAAGAGCAUGAAAAGAUCUCUAGUUCUGCAGUACCCUGACAUUCUUUGUAUAUAUAACUCCAUGCCUCAACAUUAAGUUGGGGCAAGAUUGGUAAAAUUAUAAAUCCCAUAACGUUCAAGAGAGAUGAAGAAAAUUCAGUUCUUUAGGGAAUACACAUAGGCUAGAGAACUAAUGCUUAUCUCUAGAUGAUGAAUGGCAUAUCCAGUUUGGAGCCAUAGCUUUGACUUUGUUCACGUAUGGGGUAGAUCUUCUACUGCGCCAUGUCAUUGCAAAGUUUGGAUUGUGUUUGCCAUACUAACAUCCUUUUCUUCUCUAAUGCAGACUCUGAACUAAUUAAAAUUGUGCAUCCAGAGAACACUGAUGUAGGGUAUUUUCCUAUUUAAGAAAUAUAUGUACUGUAGGAAUCCUAACACUAGGAGGCAAGUGUGUUUCACUGUGUGUUGGAUUUGCUCAGAUGGGCCUGAUGUUUGUUUUUCCCUAUUUAUUUACUGACUGGGCUUUGCUCUAUUGAAAAAAAUGGACAUAGAUUACAAUUGGUUAGAAACUGAAGUUUUGUUUUUCUUGUGUUUUUUUUUUUAACCACGUGUCUUGGUUUUAUAGGUGUCUGUCAAAGUGUUCUGUUUCACUUAAUAAAAUGGCUGCAGCUUGAA
Molecule: messenger RNA, 3688 nt
Organism: Xenopus laevis (African clawed frog)
Lineage: Eukaryota; Metazoa; Chordata; Amphibia; Anura; Pipidae
Gene: ppp6r1.L
Product: protein phosphatase 6 regulatory subunit 1 L homeolog
Exons: 16
Coding region: 149-2617 (822 amino acids)
Cellular component (GO): cytosol; nucleus
Molecular function (GO): protein phosphatase binding; protein phosphatase regulator activity
Source: RefSeq, a predicted model, not a curated record